Ylistrum balloti is the source of this 2207-nucleotide messenger RNA. RefSeq lists its product as uncharacterized. The record is from RefSeq and is a predicted model, not a curated record. The transcript is spliced from 6 exons. Lineage: Eukaryota; Metazoa; Mollusca; Bivalvia; Pectinida; Pectinidae. Bases 1 to 1887 code for a protein of 628 amino acids.
AUGGCCGCUGUAAAAUUGAGUACCCUGGAGGAUCAGAUGAGUUUACAGGAUCAAGAGGUUACGGCGCGCCGUUGUAAGAUGAACUUUGACCAGUUCCGACAACCAUUUGAUCCUGGUGAUGGUGGAAUGACUGCAGUUGAGGAGGAUUACCUUGACAACAUGCUCCUGGAUAGUGGUCAGCCCCGUGCAGAUCUUUGGGAAGGAGAGCAUGAUUUCCUAGCACACAAUACUGACUGUGAUGAUGUGUCCGAGGGUUCAAGUGAUGGAGAGGAGGAGAUGGGACUGUCAUGGCAGGACGAUAAGGUUACCGAUAAAGGAGCCAAGGCGCUGGGUUCACUCCCAUUUGAACCCAACACACCACCUGGAAUACAGAUGCGAAUGCUCACACGGUUUGUUAGACAGACAGCCAAGACCCCUAUCCAUUUCUUCUCUUUCUUCCUGUCAUUUGACCUAGUAGCAUCCAUUUGUAAUGCUACAAACGCCUAUGCAGAGAUGACCAUUAAAAAGGGCCAGUUCCAGUGUUACGCCACACAGGUCCAGCAGAAAGAUGUCUGGUCAAAGGUCACUACUAUGGAGAUGUACAAAUUCAUUGGAAUACUUAUGUAUAUGUCUCUGAACAAACUACCCAAUUUGGACUGUUAUUGGUCUGAAAUAGAUGACCCUGUGUUUGGUCCUUCAAGUGACAUGGUUAGGGAAAGUAUGUCCAAACAUCGCUUCAUGACAUUACUGGCAUUCCUUCAUGUUGUAUCACCUGAAAAUUUAAAAAAAGAGGAAAAGAUUAGCUAUGUGAAACCCCUUCUGAAACACAUGAAGACUGUGUCCCACACGUUAUACUUUCCCUACAGAGAGUUAGCAAUCAAGGACAGGAUGUUGGAAACCAAAAAGAGGCUUGGAAAUCUUGACAAUGAACCACAAAGAUAUGGCUGUAAACUCUUCUCACUUGUCUGUGCAGUCACAGGAUACACAUAUGAACUUUUACUCUAUGUGAAUAAAGGAGAUUAUAAAUUGGCCAAUCACCCAGAAGGAAUUCCAUAUUCAAUAGUGAACACGUUAACAGCUGACUUCCAGAAUCAAGGCUACCAGUUAUUUCUGGAAGGUUUUUUUGUGUCUAAGACUUUACUUAGAGAUCUUUUCAGUAGCUCCAUCUUCACAACUAGUUCCUUGAAGGCUGGAAGCCCGGUGGUACCAAUUUCUCUACGUGACUGGCAAGAAUGGGAUGAGGCAGCCAAGAAAGGAGACUUCCGAUGGCAGAGAGAAACAGACAGCUAUUACGUAGUGGUACAACAUAAGGACGUAGGCACCAAAUCGUAUCUAUCCACGUUACACAUGGGGUCAGCAGUCGACUCUAAAACACAUGUACCAAAAUUGGUAGUGGAUUUCAAACAGGGCUCAGACGGAUUCAAUCGUAGCAUCAGUAACAUGAAUAAUUACCCAUUCAAGGUAGGGGAGGAGACAAUUCACUGGUGGAAAAGUGUCUUCAUGCACUGUAUUGACAUGAUGGUGAUGAAUUCCUACAUUAUUUACACAGAGUAUGUGGACAGGUAUCCAGCAGAAUUCGCAACACCAUGCAAUGAGCUGGAGUUUCGGAAGGCAUUAGUGAAGUCUCUCCUAGUGCAAAAGAGGCGAGGCAUAGACUUGUCACCUUGUCGGGACUGUAUGCCGGAAAUGGUGGUGACACGUCGCGAUUGUGCUGUCUGUAAUGCCCAGGCGAGACUUGAAGGCAAUUCUUGUCCAAGUACAAAAACAAACUUCAUCUGUAGACACUGCUGUGUGCCCCUGUGUAUUUAUAAAGACAGAAACUGUUUUGCAAAGUGGCACAUGCCAGAGGGUAAAACCAUUAGGGAAUGGGUACGAUCCUAUGGACGGAAGAGGAAACAUUCAGAUUAAACGACAGAUCUGAAAACAACCACUUUAAUCUCUAAAUUCACAAAACAAUGAUAAUUUAAUAUACAGACAUUUUGCCAAUCGAUUAAAUAGAUUUUAUGCAUUGUCAGAUGAAAAUCACAUCAAACUUAUAUUUCCUUGACUGAACUUCUUCAAAACAAAAUAUUAAGAUAUUAGAGCGAAUCCAUUUUGUGGUAGCUUGACAUUUUGAUAUUUUGUACUUUAAAUCUCUUCUUUGAGCUCUGAACAUGAUACUGUAGCAUAUUAAAACUUAGAUGCAUAGGAACAAAAAUUGUGACAAAUAUUGAUGUUGAUUCUGCUGU